Mixia osmundae IAM 14324 is the source of this 1479-nucleotide messenger RNA. RefSeq lists its product as uncharacterized. Gene Ontology annotation, molecular function: metal ion binding; ubiquitin-protein transferase activity. Gene Ontology annotation, cellular component: nucleus. NCBI's taxonomy places the organism in Eukaryota, Fungi, Basidiomycota, Mixiomycetes, Mixiales, Mixiaceae. The record is from RefSeq and is a predicted model, not a curated record. The transcript is spliced from 8 exons. The coding region runs from base 1 to 1479 and encodes 492 amino acids. Gene Ontology annotation, biological process: protein ubiquitination; ubiquitin-dependent protein catabolic process; mitotic cell cycle checkpoint signaling.
AUGGGCUCGGACGGUCAGGUCGGCAAGAGAGGCCGCAAACGACCUCGGGCUAGCCGUGAAGGUGAUGGCGGUCGGGAGGAGGAAGAGCGCAAGGAACAGGAGCAGCGCAAGCUCAAGCUGGAGCGACUGAUCACCGCACUCGAAGAUUCACUCCUCUGCGGCGUGUGCCAAGGCAGCUACAUUGACGCAGUGUCGCUCAUGCCAUGUCUGCACACCUUCUGCGGCGCUUGUCUCAAGCCAUGGCUGCUCGGACAUGCUACCUGUCCUCAAUGCCGCAUCGAUGUCUCCCAUGCCACCGAGUCUCGCAUGGCAGACCAGCUCACCGAGGCACUCAUCGAGUAUGAUCCUACCAAAGCUCGCCCGACCGGCGAGCGAGAUCAAGCCAAAGCCAUCUACAAGCGUGGCGAACGAAUCUUUGCCACGAUGGCGCGAGAUGAAGACGAUGAGUCAGACAUGGAUGAAGACCUCGUCUUCCCUUGCCCUUGCUGUGCUCCGGGCAAUACGAAUCGCUCAGGCUACACCUGUGCACGACCGAUUCCCAAUCCUCGCCAGCUCCUGCCCUAUCAGCGUCGCUAUUAUCAUGGCGAUCCCAUUCCGGAUCAUCUCACCUGCUGCGGAGAUCAUUUUCCUGAUCGUGACGACCAGGAAACGAAUGACCGUUGGCGUUGCACCAUCUGCAAGGAGACCUGGUGUGGCGCAUACCAAGACUGUCCCGCUGCUUACGAGCAACCACGUCGUCUCGAUGACAUGACAGCUGAUCCACUGCCUUCCUCCUAUGGCGUACCAGAGUUCACGCCCGCUUCCACGCGCAUUCUCAAUCCUUAUGAGGCCAGUCUACUUCGCAACUAUUGCGCCGAACAAUUUGCCGGCUCGCGCGACUUGUACACGCCCCUCUUGUACAAGAUCCUCAACGUGCACCGAGAUCGCGGAAAGGAAGGUCUCGGCCUCAGUGACGCUCUGCAGCGUGAUUACAAUCUCCCGCCCAUCAUGACGGUCGACAAAGUCGUCUGCGAACCUUGCCGUCGCAUCUUGCUGGACGACUGUCUCUUCGACUGGUGGAUCGUCGAACGUAUCCGCUUUCUUCCUGCCGGCGAGCUAGCUCGACCUGAUUGCACAGAGGGUCGCUUCUGCACGCGUCAGUGGGUCAACUAUGGCGAGGACACCACGGCCAGGGACGCUCACAAUCGAGAGUUCAAUCACAUCUGGCGAGAGACACCAGCGAGCGAGGUUGCCAAUGCUGCAUCUGGUUCGAAGAAUGCCAAUGACUUCACCUCGACCGCAACAGGCCCGUCUACGAUUCCCGAACCCUCAUCAGAACCCAGCGCUCAUGCCUCAACCGAGGCAGAGACGACGAAGCCCGCUGCCGACACCGAGACAAUUGCGACUCGAUCCGCUCGCUCAUCGCUCGACGCUCAGCCGAGAUCACGCCGAUUGACACGCAGCAAUGCGUUCGUUGUCUCACCUUCGCCAGAGCCCUGA